Messenger RNA from Cutaneotrichosporon cavernicola, 555 nucleotides. RefSeq lists its product as uncharacterized. The record is from RefSeq and is a predicted model, not a curated record. Gene Ontology annotation, cellular component: endoplasmic reticulum. Lineage: Eukaryota; Fungi; Basidiomycota; Tremellomycetes; Trichosporonales; Trichosporonaceae. The transcript has 3 exons. The coding region runs from base 1 to 555 and encodes 184 amino acids.
AUGUCGCGCUUCGCCGGCCGUUCCCUGGACCGCGUCUACUUCAUCUUCCUACUUUGCCACAUACCAGCAACACUGGUGAUGGACGGCCAAGCCGUGUACCCGUCGUGGAUGGUCUCUGGGCCUCUCGAGGCCUUGGCGGAGUGGUACCUAAACUUCUUGCGUGACCCUAUCAUGGCCGGAGUCUUCGCCAAGGAUCCAACAAUGCGGUUCAUGAUGCCGUUCUUCUACCUCGAGAUGUUCUUCCAGCUGCCAUGCUUUGUACUCGGCGCCGUCGGACUAUGGAAGAGUGCGACUUGGCCGUACUCGCUGACACCAGACGACAGGCGCGUGUGGCCCCUACUCGUGGCCUACGGAGCAAGCACUGCCACGACGCUCCUCCCGGUCCUGCAACGCUUGCUGUUCGAUACUAAGACCAGUCCGCCGCUCACAGCGGCCGAGCUAGCUGGACUGCUCGGCUGCUACGUCCCCUUCCUGGCUAUCCCCCUCCUGAUGGCCGUUGAUUUGGGCUUCCGCAUUGCCAAGCUUCUCGGCGGCGGCUCGCGCAAGAACGUCUAG